AUGAAUGGCGACCUGAGCCUGUCGCAGACGCUCGGCGGACUGCGCAUUGCCAAUCCAGACGAGGACGACGACGCUCCCUCGCCUCCCCCAACCAACCCCCAGCUGCUCCCCCAGUCCUCAGAUGCCCCAGACGCUCCGCCGCAGCUCCCGCAACCCGCGUCGUCAUCAGCAUCAGCAUCACCACCACCCUCACCACUACCGCCCUCGCGCGCCUCGUCCUCGGCCACCGUCACCGACAGGCAGCAGCAGCAGCAGCAGCAGCAGCAGUACCUCCAGCACCCCCAGCACCACUCGCCCCUCGCCUCGUACGACCCCGCCUCAUCUUACGCGUCCAUAGACGAGGAGCCCGCCGCCUCAGACUCGCUUUCUCCCAUGCGAGAACGCCCCGUGUCCACGAGCAUGUACCAACAUCCCAACCUCUCCACCUCGUCCACCACCGCCCCUGGCACAUACCGCUACAACGACGAAGCAAUGGCCACGGACAUUCGCCGUACUGCGAGCUCCCGAGUCGCCCCGGGUGCCAUGCCCACAAGAGAACACAGCAGACGGGAUCCCUACCGCCAGUCCGCACAAAUGUCGGCUAUCAACGGGCCUCUCCCGCCUCGGAGAAGCUCGCGGCGGGUGCCCAUGGAAGCACACCAUCCCGGGGCAUCCCAAUUAUCCAGCUCUCCGUACAGCGUCGAGGGCGGGCCGCUCUCAAGUAGCGAGGAGUGGAAAGAGCGGGGUGCUGCUGUGAGCACUAGACAGGACCUAGAUCAGAAUGGCAGGCCAAUCACCCGCGUGGUGAAAAAGGGCGUCAAGGACUUCAACUUUGGUAGGACAUUGGGUGAAGGUUCCUACAGUACUGUCUUGGCAGCAACAGAUCGCCAGACACUGCGCGAAUACGCAAUCAAGGUGCUCGACAAGCGCCAUAUCAUUAAGGAGAAGAAGGUCAAAUACGUGAACAUUGAGAAGGAUACGCUCAACCGCUUGACGGAGCACCCUGGCAUUGUCCGACUCUACUAUACCUUCCAGGACGAGCGCUCAUUGUACUUUGUCCUCGACUUGGCAUCUGGUGGUGAAUUGCUGGGCUUCCUCAAGAAGAUGGGCACAUUUGACGUGGAGUGCACACGGUUCUACGGAGCCCAAAUACUGGACGCAAUCGACUACAUGCACAACAAAGGCGUAAUACACCGAGAUCUGAAGCCUGAGAAUGUCCUCCUCGACGAUGCAAUGCAUGUCAAGAUUACGGAUUUUGGUACGGCAAAGAUACUAGACCAGAAGAGAUCAAACGGUGCCGGGUCAAGUAGUGACCCUCUAGAUACCAGCGAGUCGGACCGCGCGCAAUCGUUUGUGGGAACUGCGGAAUAUGUGUCGCCAGAACUACUCACAGAUAAGAAUGCGUGCAAAGCGAGCGAUCUCUGGGCGUUUGGCUGCAUCAUUUACCAACUACUUGCCGGAAGACCUCCGUUCAAGGCUGCAAACGAAUACAUGACAUUUCAGAAAAUUGUCGGACUCGAAUACUCCUUCCCAGACGGUUUCCCUCCACUAGCAAAAGACCUGGUUGAGCGACUGCUGGUUCUGGAUCCAUUGACACGACUGCCUAUGGAGCAUAUUAAGAAUCAUGCCUUUUUUGAUGGUAUCCAAUGGGGCAAGGGGCUGUGGAAGCAAAAGGCUCCGCGCCUCAAGUCCUACAGCGCGCCCCCACAAGAACCAAUCAAGCUCAAUGGACCCUCCGCACCCGUAGCAACAGCUCCCAGUCAACCCCAGGCGCGACCAAAGCCACGGCUCAUCACCGAACUACCCCCUCCCUCUCAGCUCGACAUCGACUGGUCUCCAGUCCUCACAAAGCGAGACGAACGAAUAUUGAAGCUUGGAAACAUGUUUGUCACACAGCAUCCUCCUGGUCACGUUGUCGGCGCAAAGGAAGAGCCAGCAGAGCCACCCAAGAAGUUCUCACGCUUUUUCGGUGGAAAUACUGUCAAGAAGCGACAGCGACUCGUAAUGAUUACGUCCAACGCUCGCGUUCUCAUGUGCGCAGCAGGCACAAACGACAAGAAGCUCAAGGAAGAGGUAUCAUUGCUCUCAGCAGGCUGUUCAUGGAGAUCAUUCCAGGACUCCAAGGGCCUUACUGCUUGGCUCGUAGAAACACGAGACAAGCAGUAUGUCUUUGAAGACACCAAAAGCACCACCAGCGAUCCCGAGGGCAGCAAGUACUCUACCCAAGAAUGGCUGGAUAGCAUCGAACAAGCUCGGGACUAUGCCUUUUCACAAACAAUGUCGAAUUCGUACUCUGCUGAUGCAAGUCUGAGUGAGCUCGUCUCAAACCACACCACUCCCACCAGUACGUUGGGAGCUGACUCUGCCCUCGAGAGCGUGAACAUUCCCGCCUCCCGCCACGGCCAUCUUCGCAAAGAAGGCGAUACUGACUCAGUAAAGGGUAGGAAGCGCUUUAGCAAACGCCACUCAAGGAAUGGACUGGCAAACUUUUGA
Molecule: messenger RNA, 2472 nt
Organism: Bipolaris victoriae FI3
Lineage: Eukaryota; Fungi; Ascomycota; Dothideomycetes; Pleosporales; Pleosporaceae
Exons: 4
Coding region: 1-2472 (823 amino acids)
Biological process (GO): intracellular signal transduction; peptidyl-serine phosphorylation
Molecular function (GO): protein serine/threonine kinase activity; ATP binding
Source: RefSeq, a predicted model, not a curated record